Messenger RNA from Ostrea edulis (European flat oyster), 1171 nucleotides. Its product is annotated as enhancer of rudimentary homolog. Lineage: Eukaryota; Metazoa; Mollusca; Bivalvia; Ostreida; Ostreidae. The record is from RefSeq and is a predicted model, not a curated record. The transcript has 5 exons. The coding region runs from base 19 to 522 and encodes 167 amino acids.
ACAGCUGUGGUUUUCUACAUGUCGACGACUACAUUAGUCAAUGUUUUGGAGACUAUAUUGGUCAAAGUAAUGCCAUUCAUAUCCCACAAACGCAGCGAUGAUCUCAAUACUGGUGGCACAGAAAUGUUCAAUUUAGGGUACCAGUACCAGUUUAGUAAGUGUGCGGGGACUGUGGCUUGUGCUUCUCAUCAGUUUCUUCAAUUGAAAAGCAUCAAUAUGUCUCACACAAUUCUACUGGUGCAGCCAAACCCUAGACCCGAUACCAGGACCUAUUCUGACUAUGAGUCCCUGAAUGAGUGUCUGGAAGGAAUUUGCAAGAUUUAUGAGGAACAUUUAAAGAGGCAAAAUCCUGACUGUCCGUCCAUUACUUACGACAUUUCCCAGCUGUUUGAUUUCGUAGAUCAGCUGACAGACCUAAGUUGCCUGGUCUACCAGAAAAACCAGGGCAGUUACGCACCUCACAACAAAGAUUGGUUGAAGGAAAAGAUUUACAUCAUGCUAAGAAAACAAGCAGGCCGCUAAUUCUAUGAGAAACAUGAAGAUAUAUUGAUAGUGACAUGUAGCAUAUAUCAUGGCAUCAUUUGGUCAUCAUAUUUGUACAAUACAUGUAACUUGUACUAAUAUAUAGCUAUUGCAACAAUAAGUUAUGUUUAUUAGUUUUAGGUAAAAAGCAUUGUUCUAAUGAUGGAUUAGUUUUAUGUGCUACUGUUUAUAAACUAGCUUUUCAAGGAAUUUCUUUCUGUAUUAACUCUUUAUUUGCAAUACACAUGUAGAAGGGGUUUUCAGAUUUUGUGGAAGUUGAGAUUAGAUUAUAGAUUAUUGUGUCUGUAGGUAUUCUUCUUGCUCUCUUUAUGACAUUUGCCUUGAAACAUUGUAUUAAAAAAAUAGUUUAAAUUACAUUGCUCUGAUUUUCUUUUUCAUAAACUAAUUUUUUAGAUGAAUUAAUCUUUUAGAAUAUGAUAAAAACUCUGCAAUGUUAUUAACAUAAGUUGACUGAUACGAAAUUGUAUGUUUGCUCUCUCUUUUAUUAUUAUUGUCUUCUUUUUAUGCAUCUACUCAAGUCCCAGAUGAGGGUUUUGGAUGAAAUGUAUGGUUGUUUUGACAUGUUUUAUGAAUGAGGCUGUUUGACUUUGUAAAAAAGGUUUUGAUAAAUAAAUGUGUCCUAUUUCAA